UUUUACAACAUACAUGUUUAAAACUGUUGUUAUUGUUUUUAUGCACUGUAGCCCUGGCAAGUGUGGCCAUUUGUGCUUGGCAUCAAAUGCUUGGGCACACUAGUUUCUGUGGGCAAUAAACAAAAAAUGAACACUUUUGCAGCAAGUUCAACAAUAAAUAUGUAGGAAUAAUAUUUUAGCAGCAAGAAAUUAAAUAGCAGCAACAAUAUGGAGCGCUUCGCUUUUAAGAUUGAUGCGGCUCUCAAGGCAAACUUGUACAAGAUAUGUCGUCUGUGCGGCAUCGAUAAUCCGACCAAAGUGCCAAUACUACCCGUUGAGAGUGAUGUUGUGGACCUGGACGAGCCCAGCCUGAGUCAAAAAGUUUUCGAUUUGGUUGGCUUUAUGGUUACACGCAACGAUAAAAUGCCGCAGACAAUGUGCAGCCUGUGCGUGGAUAAAAUCAAUGAUUUUUAUGAGUUUAGGGAAAUGUGCUACGCAACAAACAAUCAAACACGAAAACUACUGGGCCUUAAAAAUGUGGAUCCCCAAAAGAUUGUUGAUGUGAAGCCGAUAUUUAAAAGUGAGCCGUUAACAGUUGCUGCACCUGCAAAGCGCGGGCGUAAACGUAAAACGGAGGACGCAGCGAGUAGCAGCAGUAACGUCAAAUCAAGUACAAUAGAUAUUGCUUUGGAUGCUGUCAAAAAUGAGCCAGUAACCUGGCGGAAAAAACUGCGCUUGCAGCAGCAGUCGCUGCCAGCAAACAAAACUGAAAUCAAGGAGGAGCCUGCAGAGGUGAACAAAUAUUUUUUAUCCGCCAAGAAAACUCGUAAGGCCAGUUGCAGUGUGUGCAGCAAACGUUUCGAGAGCAAGGAGCUGGCCGAGAAACAUAAAACAGCAGCACAUUUACCUACAAUAUUGCGCUAUUAUUGCAGUGCCUGCAAUCAGAGCCAUCACAGUCUCAGCGAUAUUAAGGCCCACCAGCUGUGGCAUAAACUAUCCAAGACACCUUAUCAGUGUCCACUGUGCGAUGCAAGCAUUGCGAAUAACUAUGCCUACUCUCGUCAUCUGCGCGAGCAUACGAUACCCACCCCCAUCGAGCUGCUGGUGCUCGACCGAGAGUGUCCAUUGUGCAAGAAAACGUUUCUAACGAAUUUCUUUUACAAUACACAUCCUUGUGCUCGUCGCACACGCCAAUGUGGUGGGUGCAGUCGUCUGCUCAGCAGUGAAAUCGCCUAUAUGCGCCAUGCACCGCACUGUGCGAAGAUUUACUUGAAUCACUCCAAGCACAUAAUGCCCGAAGCAGCUGACCAUGAAGCGCAAAUGCGCAUUAAAAACGAAAACGAUUUGGAUGCCGAGGACAUUGCGCAAUCGUCAAGCGUAUACACCAAACAAGGGGAUAUGCAGCCGGUGGUUGUGCUCGAACGCUUGGGAUCACCGUUAUUGCGCGCAUCAUCUGUGGGCCGUAGCACUGAUCGGGUGUCAUCCAAAAACUAUUUGAAACGCGUCGAUCAGUUGCUUAAGAAUACAAUGAACACGCUUGUUAGCAUUAAACAUGAGCCGGAGGUGCACAUCGAUGACACUGGACCUCCGCUAGCCGCUGAAGAUUCUGACAGCGACCCAGAUGAUGAGCCGCCUGCCUGUGAUGAUUUCCAUGCAGAUGCUGGCUACGAUGACAGCGAAGAGGAUGCGGCCAAUGACAGUGGUAAUGCAGCAGCUGUUCCAGCAGCUAUUGCGCCAGCUGAGUCUGUGAAGCAGGAAGUCUUUGAUGAAUCCUACGACAAACAGCUGAUGCCCAGCAGCGAUGGCGUGCAAAUCAAACAAGAGCCCCUCAAGCUUAAGCUGAAAAUAACCAAAAAUCAUGGGCAGCUCAAUUCAUCCCUCGUAGAUGACGACAACGAGCUGCAGGGUAAGAGCGCUAAAAAGAAAAAGAAACGAAAGCACAAGGAGCGUAAUAGGGAUUCGGAGGCAAGCGACAAAGCGACGGCGACGGCAACAGCCCCUGACGAAUCUCCAAUCGAGGGAACAGUAGAGACUGCAGGCAGUGCUUUUAUGACCAUUAAGCAGGAACGUUUGGAUGACAGCUUUGCUAGUGAUUUUGCGCCACGUGAGGAGUUCGAGCCACAAUCUACUGUCAUGACGAGUAUACCAAUGCUACAGCUUGAGCGCAACUACAGUGAGGAUAACCAAAAGUUACCCGAAGUGCAAGAAGAUGUUAAGCCGAAUCGAUUGGAGCUAGAUCGUAUAAUGCAAAUUACUCAUAUAGCCAGCGGUGUGGUCAUGGCAGAGGAGGCAAUGCCCCCAGAGAGCGCCGUGGAAGCAGUGCCCCAGGAAGGCCAUGUGGUGGAGAGACCAGCAAAUCCCAUAAAGAAGAGUGCAACAAAAUCCACAGCACGUAAAAGCACUGGGGGCGGCGUGCAACGGGAUAUUGCAUCUUCGUCCAAUUCUCUACCAACCUCAGUGGAGCAGUUGCCACAAAUUGUGGCAGUGGAAAGUGGCGCCUCGGUGCCCUUCAAUGCAGUUGCCAUAAAGCCUGAACCACUGAAUCGUGGCUAUGCGGAUGAGCAGGAUUCGGCCGGCCACGACGAAAGGGAAACGGAGCAACAUGAACCGGGCAAAUCCAAUGAGAUAAACCACAAUGAAAGAAUGGGCGAAGAGUCGGAAUAUAUAAAUAGUCUAGAUUUAAGUAAUGUGAUUAUUAAGCAGGAGAAGGACUUGCACAUCUCCGAUGUCAAUAUCAAUGGUAGCGAAGCUGAUAACACGCUUUACAAUGGCUUGCACGAGAGUGAGGAUAGUGCGGAAGAUGAAAACGUCGAGGGUGAUGAUGACGAUGGUAGCGCUUCAUCAGCGGAUGAAGCGGAUGAGAACAUGGACACGUACGAAGAUCGGGAGGAACGCAUUUAUCGUGAAAUAGAGCUGCAGCCAUUAGAGGAGCAGGACUUAGUUAAAAACCCGGCAUCAGAAACAAGAACCGAGUCUGAAGUAUUGCCAGCGGAUCCACAGACAGAAACAUCAAAAGAACUGCAGUCAGAGACGAUGCCAAUGGAGACGCCAAUUGACGUGGAGGCAGUGAAGCCACGAUCAGAAAUGCCGACAGUGGAGUCACAGGAAAUAGCGACCAGCGCAUCAGAGGAGCAAGGUGUUGAAGCGAAGCCAAGCGAAGCCCAAAUAUGUGAAAUACAGCCCCCGAGUAUGGAUGAACAGUCGGAAUGUGAUCGUGAUCAAGAAAGACAUCAAAACCUGUCGAAGUCGCAAGGAGAACCACAAGUGCCACACGAGGCCGAGUCGCAAUCGCAAACAGCUUUCAAUUUUGUCAUCACUAGCGUUUGCAGCCAGGCAGAGGAGCAGCCAUUGGCAGCCACGGACGAGGCGAUUGGAGAUAUCAACCCGGAAGCACCUCAGUUGGAUGCAGCUGAGAAGACCGUAACAAAUGAGGAGCACAACACAUCUCCAGUUGUGACGCUGAGCGCGCCUAAGGAUAGCGAGACACUGGCCCAGCCAGUCUUUGCAAGCUCGUCAAACUACAAUUGCGCUGAGGAGCAACAGAAUGUACUGAACCAUGAGCUGUCCGCUGCUGUCCAAGAGACGCAGGUGUCAGAGCAAGAGACAGAGCUGGAGCCGGACCCAGACCCGGAACCAGAACUCUCGACUACAACAGUUUGCAUUGGGGCGCUCGCUGAAGACGUUCGCAGCGCCAGCGAAGAGACUGAGAACCGCAUCAAUGAGCAGCAGCAACAGCAGCUGGAGCAGGUGCAGCAGCAAGUGCAACAGCAGCAGCAACAGCCGCGUUUGGCAGUCGAUGAUGAUUCGAACAUCAAUGAAAUAGCUGAAAAUAAUAAUAAUGCCAACAUUGAACGGGAGCUCAACGACGAUGCAAAUGUGGCUCAGGAAAACCCUAUUGAAUAAGCUAAUUCCUAAUUCCUAACUAAUUUUAAGCAUACAGUUACGUUCACUUACAUAGACGCCAUAGACUCACCUUGUAUAUAUAUAAUAGAAGUAUUUCAUACAGAAUCCUUAACUUAGUUGCAUAAUACUCGUAUAUAUAAUAUAUACGUUACCAAAAUUCGAAUAAUACAAUGCAUGUAAAGUGAAAAUUAGUU
This is a messenger RNA of Drosophila hydei, 4076 nucleotides long. RefSeq names its product probable serine/threonine-protein kinase kinX. Gene Ontology annotation, molecular function: zinc ion binding. Bases 208 to 3882 code for a protein of 1224 amino acids. Gene Ontology annotation, cellular component: nucleus. The transcript has 4 exons. The record is from RefSeq and is a predicted model, not a curated record. Lineage: Eukaryota; Metazoa; Arthropoda; Insecta; Diptera; Drosophilidae.